AGUUGUACUUUGGCGGGUGAGUCGUUAGCUACGUAGUGGCAUUAUAAGACUAAACUUGAUUGAAUCAUUGUCAGUUCUUAAUUGAAAAGAGAUGUGGAACAAUUUUAUAGUGCUAACAGUUUUGUUCUAUACGCUGCGGUUCAUUGAUGGUAAAACACAAUUUGAACUCAACUUUGAACGUUCCACAAACAGAAUCGUUAUAACUGAUUACUACUACAAACUUGAAUACUCCGUGAUUCGAGAUGAUCGAGAAAUUCAAUCAGUAACUUUAGGAACGGGACCGGGUGGAUUUGUGAAAGCAACGAAAUCGCCACACGGUUUAAUUCUAUCAGGACGUGGUGAUGAGAUCGAAAUGUCGAUUGAGGUUGACGAGUCAGGUUAUUCGCAAUUUAGCGUGACACGACGCAAUAUAAGGCAACUAUUCAUUUCAAACUUAGAUGGUAUCAAAAGAUUGAUUUUAUUUCAUCAUAGAACAUCAACGGAAGAUUGUGUUGAUCUUGGAAAUGCAACGAAGGUUAACUGGUUCGGUGGAAAUCAACAACGUCAUCAAUAUUAUCCAAUUCAGAACAUGACUCACAAACAUAACUCUUAUGUGACAAAAGCUGUUCAGAAUCAAGCUAUAGCUGAACGUUAUUGGCUUAACUCAAAUGGCAUUUUCAUUCGCGUUGACAACGAUGCACCGCUUUUUAUUGAUCAACAUAACGAGAAUGAAGGUUUCAUGUGUUUACAAGCAAAGCGUGCUUUACCCUAUGAUAUUUAUCACCGAUCGUUUGAUUUUAAAUAUCAUGUUGGAAUUGGAUUAAACGCUCGUGACGCUCACAUGCAAGCAGUGAAAAGGUUUCUAGGAAAACCUUCGGGACAUCCAGAUGAGAAAAUGGUCGAACAACCGAUUUGGUCAACAUGGGCACGAUACAAACGCGAUGUUAAUGAAGGUGUCGUGAUGGAGUUUGCACAAGAGAUUAUAAAUAAUGGAUUUACUGGGCAACUCGAAUUGGAUGAUGAUUGGGAAAUUUGUUAUGGCUCAUUGACAUUCAAUAAACAAAAAUUUCCAGACAUAAAAGAUUUAACUGAUAAACUUCACACGAUUGGAUUUAAUCGCAUUACACUGUGGAUUCAUCCAUUUGUUAAUAAAAAUUGUGAGCCUUACUACACGAACGCUAAACGCAAAGGACAUUUUCUUACUAACCGACAGAACAGUACUGACACUUCUUGGUGGAAUAGUGAGAAGAAUGAAGCAGCUUAUUUGGAUUUCACAAAGACUGAAGUUUCUAAAUGGUUUCAUCAACAUCUUACACAACUUUUAGCCAGUUCUGGUGUUGAUAGUUACAAGUUUGAUGCUGGUGAAUCUUCCUGGGGCCCAGUUGAUUUUAUUCUUAAUGCAACUAGCAAUGAAUAUCCAAUGAAACUCACUUCUGACUAUGUUCGUUCAGUAUCUCGCUUUGGAUCACUCGUCGAAAUCAGAUCAGGUUCUGCAACACAAGAUUUGCCUGUUUUUGUUCGAAUGAUAGACAAAGACACCGAAUGGAGUUUGGAUAAUGGACUUCCAACAUUAAUUACAACAUUGCUUGAGCUUAACAUGGUUGGAUAUCCUUUGGUGCUACCAGAUAUGAUUGGAGGGAAUGGCUAUAAUGUUGAACCAGACAAGGAAAUGUUCUUAAGAUGGCUUCAGGCCAACACUUUUAUGCCAAGCCUCCAAUUCUCUUACGUUCCAUGGCAGUAUGAUCAAGAAGCAAUCGACAUUUCUCAUACAUUCGUUAACUUGCAUGCUCAAUACACGCCUUACAUCAUGGAGCGUUUCAAACAAGCGGUAAUGACUGGUGAACCAGUGAAUCCUCCAAUUUGGUGGAUUGCACCAAAAGAUCCAAUCGCACAGGAAGUCAAUGAUGAAUUUUUACUUGGUGAAUUGAUUCUUGCAGCUCCGGUUGUUACUCAAGAUGCAGUAAAACGUGACGUGUAUUUGCCAGCUGGUAUAUGGGAAGAUGGAAAUACUGGAGAAGUUCACAACACCGAAUCAGGAAAAUGGAUUCGCGAUUAUCCAGCACCGUUGAAUAUUUUACCUUACUUCAUUAAAAAGUGAAAUAAUUUUGCUUCCUUUUGAGUAAAGAGUUUGCUGUUAUGUUCAUUAAUUUUUCAAUAAAGUGAAUAUUGAAUCUUAUGAAAAGCUUCUUUCAAAGUAGAAUUGCUUGAGCGCUUGUUCAGAAAGCGUUAGUUUCGUUGGAUGAAUACACAAAAAUUUUAAAGCGAAACUAACUGAAUAACUUGAGAGUGAAUGUUAAAAUUGAAAAAUGAAAUCAAUGGACUAACUUUAGC
This is a messenger RNA of Clunio marinus, 2310 nucleotides long. The record is from the annotation of a GenBank genome assembly. NCBI's taxonomy places the organism in Eukaryota, Metazoa, Arthropoda, Insecta, Diptera, Chironomidae.